UAUAAAAGCACCUGCAGUACUAGGCUCCUGCAAACCUACUUUUCAGUAGCAUUAAAUGGGGAGUGCACAACAUUACCCUAAAAAUUUCAAUGGUUCCACUACACAGUAGUAGUACACACACAAGUCACAACAUUCAAAUUUCUCCCUUUCACGUUACAGGAUAUAAACCCACCUCCACUUACAUUUUUCUUCACAACCCCAACUCCAUCCUCAAUCUCUUUCGAACCUCCAACAAAUUCUGUAUUCUUCUUUGAAACCUCAGAAAAGAAUUCUUUUUUUUUUUUUGGCUCGAAGUUCGUUGUUUUUCUUCCUCCACCUAUUUCUGGGUAUAGUUUUUCGUCCUCCGGUACUACACGGCAGUCUCUUUCGGAACGUCCCAUCAGACCACAAGCAAAACAGAAGAAGAGUGAACUUGAUUCCUUGCUUUAUACGUGAGAAAUCUUCCAACUCUUAUUUUUCUUUUGUCUUAAUUUUGUAGUUAUUAUUGUCUUAGUAGUUAAUAUAUAAUACUUAUCUGUUUUUUAUGUUGUAGUUUUGGCAUUACUUUAUUAUUUUCUUACCUAUAUCAUUAUUUGCCUUAAAUUAUCAAUUAGUUAGGAUUAUUUUUGCAUUAAUCUAUUUUAUAUUAAAUGAGUCAUUUGCUACUAAGAAACAAAUGGAUGAUUUUUUUUUUUUGGUUAUCUGUAGUAAUAGUUGUAGGGAAGUAGUAAUAUACUUGAUAUAGUAAAGAUAGAAGGUUAAGAUAGAUAUUCGUUUUUUUUUUUUUAAUGAGAUGUGCGUGGGUUGGUGUUGAUGAAAAUGUAGUGUUCCAUACAAGAUAGUUGGGGAAAUAUUUAGUAAUUUUUGGCAAUAGAUGAUAGAGGAAUAAGAGGAAAGUUGUUUCUUUGUAGCCAAGACAAGACAAGACGGGGAAAAUAAUUUGCAGGGGAUGGGAUUUUCAGUAAAGAAAAGAGAUAUUUUGGUGAAUUUGUUUUAACUUUUAGACAAGACAGGGAAAAUAUUUUGCAGGGGACCGUUCUCUUUCUACUAGGCUCCAUGCUUCCCCCACCCUCCUCUCUCUCUCCAUGCUUCCCCACUCCUCUCUCCAUUUUUAAAUGUCAAGCAUAUCUCCUCUCUCCAUUGUACUACAAAAAAAAUUGAAUCAGAAGCUCCAACUUGUUCAUCUUCCACUACUACUACAAUUAUUGAUACUUCUUCACUGCUAAUUUUGUUAAAAACAGAAGUUUAUAAUUUGUUUCCUCUUCAUCACCCAUAAACUUCGAGAAAAGCUGCUCAAAUUAUGACUUGCUUGGGUUGUUGUUGGGAGUGUUUAAAAGAUUGUGGUAAACAUGUUAAGGAUUUUUUUUGCACAAAUAGAAAAUCGUUAAGAAAGUGGUCCCUACGUUUGGCGUUUGGAUGGUUUACAAUAUGUGGGGUGCUAAUUAUUGUAUUCACAGCCGAGUAUGGUAGGACUAAAAACCCUUUAGCAGUUUGUAGCUUCCCCUAUUUCUCUAAUACUACACUCCUAGUCUGACUUCCGAAUUACAUGAUAAGAACCCGUAUUUUUCUACCAUUUUAGGUCUUCUUCUUGGCAUUUUCAGUAUUCUGUGGUGCACACAUAUAUAUUUGCUUAACAAUGUGGAUCAAAUUUUCAUGUGCAAAUGGUUUGUGGAACCACAAAGUCCUUUUCAACUCACCUUCUUCUUCUUUGUCUCGCUUGUCUUUUCUGUCAUACCUAACGCCUUCAAAAAUUACGAUUACUUAUAUUUUGCUUCUGCCUUAAUGAUGAUGAUAUGGGUUUUUUUAGUUCAACUAUUUUUCCAAUCUAAGUCGGACACUGGGUUAUAUGGGAGUGUUGUGUCAGCUAGUUUGUCGAUUUUACUAAGUAUAAUUCAAUGUUACCCGACGCAUACCCGCGACAUUGUUGCGGUAUGCGUCGGUUUUUCCCUAUACUUAGGUUUACAUUAUUAUUACCAGCUCGUCACCUACACCCCAUAUCCAGAACGGAUACUUAUUCAUUUACGGGAUGCUAGACCAUUUAUUGAGGGUAGGUAUGAAAUUAGAGAAGUGAGAGAUGCAGAGCUAACAUUGUUGCAAAGCGAAAUGGGGUGGCAAAAUGCUCUUUUUCAUAUCAUCCAGGCUGAAAAUACAUGCAAAAUCGUGUCAUGUGCGAUGUAUUGUGAUGAUGUGAGAGAUUCAGUGAGGGAACUUGAGAAUGAGAAUGAGAAUGAGAAUGAGAAUGAGAAUGAGAAUGAGAAUUGGAACUACUUAUUGAAAUUCUAUAAACUGGUAAGAGUGAGUCAAAUGAUACAAGAGGAAGAAAGUCAAGAGUCACCUUUAAGUGAAGAGCAACCUUUAGAACGCAGGAGUAAAGACCCACAAACUCAGGCAGGGCAUGAAGCAGAUCUUGAAAUGGGUGGAGCAGCUUUUGUUGAUCAGACAAGCAGUGAGGAGCGCAUGAAAAAGGUGGUCAAUGAAGGGGGAGAACAAUAUCAUGAUUUUGAUUCUGGCAUUAGCAGAAGGAUAAUUGAAAUUCCCAAUGAUAAGGCUGAUGCAGAAGGUUCACCUGCCUUUGCGGCUCGAGGUUUUACUGCUGCAAGUACCUCUGGAUCUAAGGAGACUGAGGCAACUGUUUCGGGUAACAAAGUAAGUUUAGCAGAGGCUGAUGCAGAAGGUUCACCUGCCUUUGCGGCUCGAGGUUUUACUGCUGCAAGUACCUCUGGAUCUAAGGAGACUGAGGCAACUGUUUCGGGUAACAAAGUAAGUUUAGCAGAGGUGUGCUUCUUGGCAAUGCUUUGAUGUUUGUCUUUCUUAUGAUUUAUAUCUUUUUCAUUGCUGCUAUAUUCUCUAGUUCUGCAGUUUUUACUAGCCCAGUCUUUUUUUUUGUUUGUUUUUGUUUUCCAAUUACGCGUUCACUAUAUACAUGCUUCGUUUCUUUCUCGUGAAACCUUUUACUUGAAUUUUUCUGAACUUAAGUGGGCCUUGUUUGAAUUGGACUUGUAGGAACUUACAUGGACAUUUUUUUUCUGGUGACAUAUUUUUUCAAAGUGAAUAAACCUAGUUUGUGUUAUUGCUAUCUUGGAGGUCAAAUCGAUCAUUUAAUCGUUUACAAAAUGAACAAAAAUCAUGGAAUCUCUGGUACCUAGAUGUUCUCUGGAAACUUGUCCCUAGUCAGAUGAGAAUGCACCAACCCCUGCAUUUCUGAUUUCUCUAAUGCUUCUGACGAAUUCCAGCUCUAGAUAAGGUAGCUAAUUGGAUUGAUUGUCAACAUAAUAUGCACCAACGCUGGAUACUGCACAAUAAACUAGUAGCUCAGUCAAUAUAGUGGGCAAUUUUAAUCUUGUUUAUUGUAACUCUAAAAUAGAAAUAUUAAACCCUUGACUCUGUUGGAAAUGGACAAUGAGUGAAUGUGCAAGAAUCAAGAUUGGUGCCGGAGUGUGCAUGUGUCUCAUAUUCAUUUCCCCUUUACGUUCCCUCUCAAGUUGUCUGGUUUUAUGUUUUAUACCUCUUGUACAAUAUUUGCAGGCUGAUGCAGAAGGUUCACCUGCCUUUGCGGCUCGAGGUUUUACUGCUGCAAGUACCUCUGGAUCUAAGGAGACUGAGGCAACUGUUUCGGGUAACAAAGCUGAUGCAGAAGGUUCACCUGCCUUUGCGGCUCGAGGUUUUACUGCUGCAAGUACCUCUGGAUCUAAGGAGACUGAGGCAACUGUUUGGGUAACAAAGUAAGUUUAGCAGAGGCUGAUGCAGAAGGUUCACCUGCCUUUGCGGCUCGAGGUUUUACUGCUGCAAGUACCUCUGGAUCUAAGGAGACUGAGGCAACUUUUUCAUUGCUGCUAUAUUCUCUAGUUCUGCAGUUUUUACUAGCCCAGUCUUUUUUUUUGUUUGUUUUUGUUUUCCAAUUACGCGUUCACUAUAUACAUGCUUCGUUUCUUUCUCGUGAAACCUUUUACUUGAAUUUUUCUGAACUUAAGUGGGCCUUGUUUGAAUUGGACUUGUAGGAACUUACAUGGACAUUUUUUUUUCUGGUGACAUAUUUUUUCAAAGUGAAUAAAACUAGUUUGUGUUAUUGCUAUCUUGGAGGUCAAAUCGAUCAUUUAAUCGUUUACAAAAUGAACAAAAAUCAUGGAAUCUCUGGUACCUAGAUGUUCUCUGGAAACUUGUCCCUAGUCAGAUGAGA
This is a messenger RNA of Beta vulgaris subsp. vulgaris (sugar beet), 4156 nucleotides long. RefSeq lists its product as uncharacterized. The record is from RefSeq and is a predicted model, not a curated record. The transcript has 6 exons. Bases 1633 to 2778 code for a protein of 381 amino acids. NCBI's taxonomy places the organism in Eukaryota, Viridiplantae, Streptophyta, Magnoliopsida, Caryophyllales, Amaranthaceae.